CCCUCCUGACAUCUGCAGGUGCCCACCGCGGGCACACAGUGGAAGCGACGCGCCGCCCCCCAGCUCUCGCCGCCUCCGCCGCGCAUCCGAAGGGGAGGGGAGCGGGCUCGGCACGACGGCGCGCUCGGCGACGCGCCAGGGAGACGCCACGGAGCUCCCCGAGGUGCUGCGCACGCAACUGGGGCCCGACUUCAAACCGGGGCCGAAAAAAGAGCGUGCCGCCGCGCAGGCGGGCUGCCCCCCGCCGAGCGCGACGGCUCGCAGCAGCGGCCACUGCCCCGCCGCAGCGGCGGGCUCCGCGGACGCGGGCGCGAGGCGCGGGGGCGGCGGCGAGGUCGCGCUCGGCGGGCGCGCCGCCGCACCGCAUGGGGCCGGCGGCCUCCGCCCAGGGGGCGAGCGGCAGGGGCACGCUCUUCCCUGACCAUGGUCUGUACAGCGGCUUGUCCACACACACACACACACACACACACGCACACGCACACGCACACACACACACACACACACACACACACACAAACACACACACACACACACACACGCACGCACGCACGCGAAACACACACACGGACACACACGGACACACGCGCGGUGCCAAGCAAAUGCUGAAAUCGAGGAGGCGCGGAAACCCGUCAGGGCUGCACACGCAGACACACCUCGAGCAAUGCCACACGAAAGCACGCCCUCACACAAGGCGCACACUGGCUGCAAAAAAACAGCAGCACACAUGCAUCUCCAACGACCAGCACCACUGGCCCAAUCAAAGGAAACUCACGAUGCGUCUGAACACAUAUUCUUUCCGGUGCAGCUGUAAAAAAAGCAAGAGUUUCAGUUCAAUCGCCAGGUUGAAGCUACCUCUGUGCGUCACCAAAGGUGCUCCUUUCUCCACCACCAAGAAAACGGGGCGACAGCGAGCCCACUUUGUGAGCUCGAUUCUGACGCAUAGCAGGGACUCCCCUCUGCCGAACAGACCGGCGACUGAAGACGCAUCUUCGAUCGAAUCCCCGCUCCGAACGCAGAUGAGCCGCAAAUCUGCGAAGCCCAGAGUGUGCUUGCGUUCUGGGGCCACCAACCUAUAUGCAAAACUUCUCAAAUCGAAACCUGUCACCGCAUUAUUGCUCAGCGCGUACCGCUGAUUAAAAUAAAUGGGUUCGCCGUUUAAUUGAUCCCAAGCCUUGCAGAACACGACACUUGUGCGAACUACUCGGGAAGCAUAAUCGAGCACGUCGCCGUCGCCUAUACCAUAUGCCUCCAAUGUUUUCGCAAACUCCAGCUGCGGAUGUCCCUUGCAAGAAAAGCGCAUGAGCGAUGCAAGCGGAGGGGUUCCACCAUGUGUGCGAUAGUCGUGCCAAGAUCCGCCUCGCCGCGAUGUGCCAUAGCAAAGUAUUUCCGCCACAUCACCAACUGUGAACUGCGGCUCCACGAAAAGUUCUGCAUCUCCGCUCGUGAGCUUACCUCUGACAACAACUUUUAUGCGGGUGGUCGACAUCCAACUACUGUAGUCCAAGUCGUGGGUAUAAGAUAAGCACACCGUCUCUGGGGGAAGCACCUCUAUCCUGCGGGAAAUCUCCUGGACGCUCGCCGCAUAGGUCGGGGUUCGGCGAAACUGCUCGCUCUUUGUCCACAAAAUGAGCGACGCUCGUUCCCCAGCGGUGAUGUUCAGCGCUCCGUGCCUCCGCUUCCCCGAGUGGACGACGCAACGGCCCUUGACGUGCUUGUAAGUGACAACCUGGCGACGGUGCUCCAGAGACGACAGCAUGCCACAGAACACAAGAUCACUGCCUUCGAAAGAGCCCGCAUCGGUGAGCCCAAAAUUAAAAGUCACAUCGCAUUCGUCCACGUGCAUGUCGAGGUGACGGUCCGUGUCCGGGCUGUACUGCACGACGAAGGUAUGGUGUGAGGAGAGGCUACUGCCCCCCCAGUCGUCAGUGCCCAGCGCCCUGUCGCCAACAGUCCGAGCACGGUCCUGGUCGUCCCCAAACAGCCGCGCGCCAAUGACCUGGAGGUAUCCUUCCAACAGCGCCGUAAAGAAAGGGCGCAUGCCGACUUCGUUCAGCACCAGCCCGUAAUUGUUCAUGCUGUUCGGCGCCCGCUGGGGAAGCCCGCUCGCCCGAUAGUGCCUCACCUCGUCCAUGAGCAUGUCGCAAAACCCUGGCGUGAGGCACUCGAACGAGACCACACCUGGUGCCUCGAGCCGCACGCCGGGCAGCGCGGCGACGUCGAGCGCGGCGGUGCGCUUCGUCUGCCGCCAUGCCGCCAGGCUCUGGCAGAACUCGUAGGGGCCAGCGAUCAAGAUCCUGGCCGCUGAAGAGCUCCCUGUGCGCCGCGAUCUCCGGGUAGCGGGCGGCCUCGCCAGUCCGCCCGAGCUCCCUCGACAGCUGCACGUGCCAGGGCUCGCGCGGAG
Prorocentrum cordatum is the source of this 2401-nucleotide messenger RNA. Lineage: Eukaryota; Dinophyceae; Prorocentrales; Prorocentraceae. The record is from the annotation of a GenBank genome assembly.